This is a messenger RNA of Argiope bruennichi, 3158 nucleotides long. Its product is annotated as U2 snRNP-associated SURP motif-containing protein-like. Gene Ontology annotation, biological process: RNA processing. The transcript is spliced from 25 exons. Gene Ontology annotation, molecular function: RNA binding. The coding region runs from base 139 to 2958 and encodes 939 amino acids. The record is from RefSeq and is a predicted model, not a curated record. Gene Ontology annotation, cellular component: nucleus. NCBI's taxonomy places the organism in Eukaryota, Metazoa, Arthropoda, Arachnida, Araneae, Araneidae.
UUUUAUUAUUGUUGUUGUAUUUUUCAUAUACUGUUUAUGAGAGUUAUUGUAGCGCGUUUUCUCAAUUUAUCAGUUAUGUUAUGAAAUUGUUGUAAUUUUAAUUUGUUGAAAAGUCUUAUUUUCUGAAUUUUCUUUAUAAUGUCAACUCCAAAAGGUGGCGAUUCUCCUACCAGAGGUCAAAAAGUAAAAGCAUUUAAUAUAAAUCCUGUUGGAAAGAAGAAUGCAAAACCUGAGUUAGAUAAAAAUAAGAAAGAUCCAAAACUUAAAUGUUCGGAAGAAGAAAAAGCAGCAGCUGAAGUUUAUGAAGAAUUUUUAGCCUCUUUCGAUGAACCAGUUAAACAUGGGAAACUUUUUGUCAGAGGAACUGUCAUUAAUGCAGGUUCAGGAGAAGAGAAGCCUACUGUGCAAACAGGAAAAUUAUAUAAGCCUCCAAAAUUAGCUGAGGUGGUCAAAAAACCCCCUGAAGAAAGACCAGAAACUGCUAAAGAGAAAGCAGAAAGAAUUGAACGUCAGAAUAAAAAGAAGGAAAAAGAGAAGAAAAAGAGCAAUCUUGAACUUUUCAAGGAAGAGUUGCGAAUGAUUCAAGAAGAAAGAGAAGAAAGACAUCGUUUAAAAAAUGUUGUUAAAGAACAAGUGAAAGUUGGUAGACCAGCUGAACCUGUAGAAACACAAAUGCGUUUAGCUGAUGACUAUAGAUAUCCUUCAUAUGGUUCCUAUGAUACUGGAGAUCCUACUACAACUAACCUUUAUUUAGGGAAUCUGAAUCCAAAGAUGACUGAACAACAGCUAUGUGAAGUUUUUGGCAGAUUUGGUCCUCUUGCUAGUGUUAAAAUCAUGUGGCCUCGAUCUGAAGAGGAACGUGCUAGAGGACGUAAUUGUGGUUUUGUUGCCUUUAUGAACAGAAAAGAUGGUGAAAGAGCUAUGAAGAAUUUAAAUGGAAAAGAUGUGAUGAGUUUUGAAAUGAAACUUGGCUGGGGAAAAGCUGUACCUAUUCCACCCCAUCCCAUCUACAUUCCCCCUGCAAUGGUUGAACUUACUCUUCCUCCACCACCCUCUGGCUUGCCAUUUAAUGCUCAGUUGGAUAAGAAGGACAGACACAAGCUAUGGCCAGGCGAGCCUGAAACUAAGGAGUCCUUCGAGCAGCUUUUAUCGAAUGCAGUUGUCAAAGUGGUAAUCCCUACCGAAAGGAGUCUACUGUGCCUCAUUCAUCGUAUGAUAGAAUUUGUUGUUCGUGAAGGACCUAUGUUUGAGGCUAUGAUUAUGAAUCGUGAAAUAAAUAAUCCUAUGUUUAGGUUUUUAUUUGAUAACCAAAGUCCAGCUCAUGUAUAUUAUAGGUGGAGGCUCUAUUCUAUUCUCAAGGGUGAUCAUCCCAGCAAAUGGCAUACAGAGGAGUUUAGCAUGUUUAAAAAUGGAUCCAUUUGGCGGCCUCCACCUCUUAAUCCAUAUCUUCAAGGCAUGCCUGAUGAAUUAGUAGACCAGCAGCCUCCAGUGCCUAGACCCACAGAACCGAAAAAAGGAUCUCUAUCUGAUAGCCAAAGAGAUAAAUUUGAAGAUCUGCUUCGUCACAUAACUCCAGAAAAGCAUAAAAUUGCAGAAGUGAUGAUAUAUUGCAUUGAUCAUGCAGAAGCUGCUGAGGAAAUCAUUGAUUGUAUAGCUGAAGCUAUUGCAACGCCAGAUGCACCUUUAUACAAAAAGAUAGCAAGAUUGUACCUUGUAUCUGAUAUUUUACAUAACUGCAGUGUAAAAGUGGCAAAUGCAUCUUUUUUUCGAAAAGGGUUUCAAAAUAAAUUACCUGAUAUUUUUAAAGAUCUCCAUGAAAUUUUUCAAGGUAUUGAAGGACGACUAAGAGCUGAACAAUUUAAGCAACGUGUUGUAAGCUGUUUUAGAGCUUGGGAAGAUUGGGCCAUUUAUCCUAGUGAAUUUCUUAUAAAGCUGCAGAAUUUGUUCUUGGGACUAGUACCAUUGUCUCGAGAAGGCAAUGAGGAUAGCAAUUCUUCCCAAACUACCCAAGUGCCCAAUACAGAUACUGAAAUACCGUCCUCUGAUGAUAUUGAUGGUGUUCCAUUAUCUACUGAUGAUAUUGAUGGUGUACCUCUUGAAGGACCCUUAAGUGAAGACAGAGAUGAUAUUGACGGUGUACCAUUAAAUGAAGAUUUAGAUGGCCAACCAUUAGAGGAGGAAAGAUUACCAGAACCACCGGAUAUGUCAUCGAAAUUUAAACCUUCUAAGUGGGAAACUAUUGACCCUGAAACAGUUGAAGCUCAAGCAAUAACAACAUCAAAGUGGGAUCUUUUAGAACAAAAUGAGGAUCAAGAGCAAGUAGAUGAUAUUGAUGGCCAGCCAAUGGAUGAUACUGCUUCAACUCAAGAUGAAAUGUCUGCACAUGAAGAUGAAAAUAGCAAAGAUUCUAUUUCUGUGAUGGAAAAUUUCAAGACUGAUAUCAACGAGCAAAGAAGAGCAAAAUUAAGAGAAAUAGAAAUGAAAGUGAUGAAAUAUCAAGAUGAAUUAGAAUCGGGAAAGCGUUCUCGCAAACCUUCGAUGAAAUUUUCAGAUCAAGUGGAAUAUUAUAGACAAAAGCUGCUAAAGAAGGUUGAGCGUGAUUCAAGGUCUGAUCGAGAUGGAAGCGAACGCAGCCAUAAGCGACACAAAUCUCAUUCUUCAUCUCCUGUUAUUCGUGCCCAUUCUCCGUCAUCUGAUGAAGGGGAUCACAGUCAAAGCCCCAGCUACUAUUCAAUGACUAGAAAAAUUAGUCCACGUAGUGUUGCAAUGUCACUAUCAGAAAACAUACAUUCCCCUCAUAAAUCUUAUAGGUCACAUUCUCCAAAGAAAAUUAGAAGAUCUCGAAGUCGGAGUCCUAAAAGGUCACGGAGAUCUAGAUCAAAGUCACCCUAUAAACGACGCCUUUCCCCAGAAUCACCACCUAUGAGAAAACAUAAAUCAAAGAAGAGCCGACAUUGACUGUUACAGUUACUCUUAUUCCAUAGUUUUAUCCAUCAUUUUGUGCUUUUAAUCAUUACAGGAUCUCUGUGCACAACAAAUACUCAAAUAAGGAUCAUGGUGUUUGUACAGAAUAUCUGUAAUGCAUCAAUAGGGAUGUGAAUUUUUCUUACUACAGCAAAUGUAUAUUAUAAAAGCAUUAAAUUAUACUGUAAUAUCGC